Aaosphaeria arxii CBS 175.79 is the source of this 1240-nucleotide messenger RNA. RefSeq lists its product as uncharacterized. Lineage: Eukaryota; Fungi; Ascomycota; Dothideomycetes; Pleosporales. The transcript has a single exon. The annotation marks the transcript as partial. The record is from RefSeq and is a predicted model, not a curated record.
GCCGUCAUUGCAAAGUCAUUUCCAUGGGGUCGGUAUAUCAACCACGGGAGUCUGUGGCUACUUCGACGAAACGUACCAACGGCCACUAUGCAACAUUUUUAUUGAAUAGCGCCCACCACCUUACUCUAGAUAUAAAAAGACGAUCGCUCAUCUCUUCCUCUUAACAUAUCCACGUAACACCCCACUGUCACGACUCCAACACAACGAAGCAACCUCUCAAACAAACACACUCCAACUCCUAAAACAAGCCAAAAACACUCCUCAACCUACCAACAAGAUGAAGUUCAACAACAUCAUCAUCCCCACUCUUCUCAGCAUGGCUGCUCUGGCUACUUCAUCCCGAAACAUGGCUGAGGAGCGUCACCAAUUCAUUACGUCUCGCUCGGUCAUUGACGGCUCUCCGUGCAUCAUACCUAUGGAAUCUGCCGUCGCCACCCCCAAGGUGACCGCCCGCCUCUUCGGCCUCUCCCAGUUCAAACACGAGUUCACUUCCGACUCAACGACCAGCCCGGUCAGCGACAAUCAGCAAAGGCUAGCCAACAAGGCGCUCGAGCCUCGCUCCGAUGCCUCAACAACAACGGCAACAAAAGCGGGACGAACAACAAUCUCAACGACUGAGGAUAGGACCCUCGAGGUCCUGGCAGCGGGAGUGAUCCCACCCGUCGUCGAUGCCAUGAGUCUUCUACUAGGUCCAACCUUGGAGAUGACCGGCAAGAUCUUCGAGGAUGCUCAAAUCCAGGCUGAAAUCCCGGAGGUCCAAGGAAAGGCAAACCAAGGAAAUGGUGUCCCAGAUCCAUCUGAGCCUCAGGCACUCUCGCAAAUUGUUGAGCGGGAGGAUAAGGGUGAGGAUGAGAAUGGGGGUGAUGUCCUCUGCCCUCGGGUGGGUGCGAACGAUGAGGAAGGCAAAUGUGAGACUUUGGAUCUAAAUGAGACUAGCUAACUUUGUCAUUUAUCUGUUGAGGUCCGAUAUAUUGCUUCUUCCGAGUCACGAUGGGUCAUGAUCCAGUGGUAUGGUUGUAUACGGUACUAGGCUCCUUUUCCGGGUUUCCGGGUUUGGCUCCGCAGGUUGGAACCCACAUCUUCGUAAAGCGUCAGACGACCUGAUAUAGAUUUCCAUUAAUACACUUCAAAUACCUGCUAAUUCUUGUUUCAUUGCUGACUUCACAUUGCGAUAAUGUCACAGAAAGGAAACGUCACUGUCAAGUCCUUGUGAUGUGUAGAAUGUUGCAAAGCAUUGAAA